Molecule: messenger RNA, 3185 nt
Organism: Trematomus bernacchii (emerald rockcod)
Lineage: Eukaryota; Metazoa; Chordata; Actinopteri; Perciformes; Nototheniidae
Gene: vps16
Product: vacuolar protein sorting 16 homolog
Exons: 24
Coding region: 132-2633 (833 amino acids)
Biological process (GO): intracellular protein transport; endosomal transport; vacuole fusion, non-autophagic
Cellular component (GO): endosome; HOPS complex; cytoplasm
Molecular function (GO): actin binding
Source: RefSeq, a predicted model, not a curated record
GUCAUGUGAUCUGUCUUUAGCAGCAGCGGAUCAGCUGACUGCUGCUGCGGUUUAUAAAACCAUUAAAUCAUCUUUAAUAUUCUUUAAUAUUCUCUAAUAUUCUCUAAUAAUCUCUAAUCUAAACCGGAGACAUGUCGUUCAUCACGGCCAACUGGAACCCGCUGGGAGAGGCUUUCUACCGUAAGACAGAGCUGUAUGAGAUGUCCUGGUCUCUGAGGGACGGACUGAGAGACAGUCUGGUGGCUGCAGCGCCGUACGGAGGACCUAUAGCUCUCCUCAGAGAACCUCACAGACGUUCCCCGAGUUCUCGUCCUCAGCUGGAGAUUUAUUCUGCAUCUGGAGUCUCCAUCGCCAGCUUCCCGUGGAAGAGUGGUCCAGUGGUCCAGGUGGGCUGGACGGUGAGUGAUGAGCUGCUAUUGGUUCAGGAGGAUGGAUCGGUUCUGAUCUACGACGUCUUCGGGACCUUCAAGAGACACUUCAGCAUGGGACAGGAAGUGGUUCAGUCUCAGGUGUUGGAGGCCCAGGUGUUCCACUCUCCUUAUGGAACAGGGGUUGCCAUAGUAACGGGUUCCUCACGAUUCACCUUGGCAACCAACAUCGACGACCUAAAGCUCCGGAGGUUACCUGAGGUCCCAGGUCUCCAGGGGAAGCCUGUCUGCUGGUUGGUUCUGACCCAGGACCGGCAGACUAAAGUCCUGCUGUCCACCGGACCGGAUCUCUACAUCCUGGACAACACAUCCUGCACCGCGGUGAGUCCUCCAGGUCUGGGUCCUCAGUCUGGCAGCAUCAUCCACAUGUCCGUCUCCUUCAGCUACAAAUACCUGGCUCUGUUCACAGAGACCGGACACCUGUGGACAGGCCCCUCCCACCUUCAGGACAAACUGAAUGAAGUGGACACCAAGAACACAAAGCCCCCCCAACAGAUGGUCUGGUGUCGCAGGCCAAAGAGUCAGCAGCCGUCUGUGGUUCUGCUGUGGGACAAACUGCUGAUGGUGGUUGGAGUCCGUCAGGACAACAUCCAGUUCCCGAUAGAGGAACCCUGUGUUCUGGUGGGAGAAUUGGACGGGGUCCGGAUCCUCAGCUCCUCUCAGCAGGAACUCCUUCAGGAGGUUCCUCUCGUCUGUCAGGAGAUCUUCAAGAUUGCCUCCAUGGCUCCUGGAGCUCUUUUGCUGGAGGCCCACCGGGAGUACCAGAAGUCCAGUCAGAAGGCUGAUGAGUACCUGAGGGAGAUAAAGGAGCAAAGCAUGCUGGGAGAAGCAGUCCGUCAGUGUGUGGAGGCGGCAGGACACGAGUACGACUCCAUUACCCAGAAGGACCUGCUCAGGGCAGCGUCCUUUGGGAAGUGCUUCCUGACGGACUUUGUUCCCGACCCGUUUGUUCUGACCUGCAGAGAGCUGAGGGUUCUGAACUCAGUGAGAGAGAGCAGCGUGGGUCUGCCUCUCACCCACACUCAAUUCAAACAGAUGACUCUCCAGGUGCUAAUAGACAGGUUGGUGUACAGACAGUUUUACCCAUUAGCGAUAGAGAUCUGUCGUUACCUGAAGAUUCCAGAUUACCAGGGAGUCAGCCGAGUCCUCAAACACUGGGCCUCCUGCAAGGUGCAGCAGAAGGACCUGACGGAUGAGGCGAUUGCCCGGGCGGUGUGUGUGAAGGUGGGAGACUCACCUGGUGUGUCUUACUCUCACAUCGCAGCUAAAGCAUACGAGUGUGGCCGCACGGAGCUGGCCAUCAAGCUCCUGGACUUUGAGGCCCGCUCUGGAGAACAGGUUCCUCUGCUGCUGAAGAUGAAGAGGAGUCAGCUGGCCCUCAGUAAGGCUGUGGAGAGCGGAGACACCGACCUGGUGUACACGGUGGUGACGUACCUGAAGAACGAGAUGAACAGAGGAGAUUUCUUCAUGACCCUGAGGAACCAGCCUGUGGCUCUGAGCCUCUACAGACAGUUCUGUAAGCUGCAGGAGCAGGAGACUCUGAAGGACCUGUAUAACCAGGACGACGAUCACCAGGAACUGGCAAACUACCAAGUUACUGCCAGCUACAGAGAGAAGAGGCUGGACAGCCGUCUGUCUCUCCUGCAGAGCGCUGUGGACGAGUACAACAAGGCAAAGAACGAGUUCUCAGCGAAGGCCACAGAGGACGAGAUGCGUCUGCUGAGAUUCCAACGCAAACUGGACGACGAGAAAGGGGCGGGGCUUCUGGGACUUUCUCUACAGGCCACCAUGGAGGCUCUGCUGGCUCUGGGUCUCCACAAACAGGCGGAGCAGCUCUACAGAGACUUCAGAGUUCCUGACAAGAGGUAUUGGUGGCUGAAGCUGAAGUCUUUGGCGGAGAAAGAGGAGUGGGAGGAGCUAGAGAAGUUCUCCAAGAGCAAGAAGUCUCCUAUUGGCUACUUGGCGUUUGUGGACGUCUGCAUGAAGAGCAACAACAGGUUUGAAGCCAAGAAGUACGUCUCCAAGGUAAUGCCGGAGCAGAGGGUCAGAGCACACCUGGCCGUCAGCGACCUGGAGGGAGCGGCGGACGCUGCCAUCGAGAGAAAGAACGAGUCAGAGAUGGCGUUGGUUCUUUCUCGAAGCUCCGCCUCCGACCGGCUGCUCAUCGACCGGCUGAACCGCGCCGCCACCGUCGCCAAAAAGUGAUCCUCCAUCAGACAGACAGCUGACGUCUGCUGCCAUAAAGUGAUCCUCCAUCAGACAGACAGCAGACCGUCUGCUGCCAUAAAGUGAUCCUCCAUCAGACAGACAGCAGACUGUCUGCUGCCAUAAAGUGAUCCUCCAUCAGACAGACAGCAGACCGUCUGCUGCCAUAAAGUGAUCCUCCAUCAGACAGACAGCAGACCGCCUGCUGCCAUAAAGUGAUCCUCCAUCAGACAGACAGCAGACCGUCGGCUGCCAUAAAGUGAUCCUCCAUCAGACAGACAGCAGACCGUCGGCUGCCAUAAAGUGAUCCUCCAUCAGACAGAUGGAUGACCCUUCUGACCCUAACCCUAAAUAGUGAUGGCAGUACUUUGACUUCAGACGCAGCGUGAAUAUUAAAGAGAAGAAGAAGAAGAAGAGAGGAACAGGAAGUGGUUCUUCUUCUGUGUUUCUGUCCGAGAACCAACCGGAUGUUUUAUUGUGAUUUUUUCUUUUUUUACAUUUAUUUGUGAUAUUCUGCCUCAGUGUAAAAAAUAAAUAAAAUUACUAACAUUU